This is a messenger RNA of Micropterus salmoides (largemouth bass), 2267 nucleotides long. RefSeq names its product serpin peptidase inhibitor, clade G (C1 inhibitor), member 1 (gene serping1). Gene Ontology annotation, biological process: negative regulation of endopeptidase activity. Bases 159 to 1955 code for a protein of 598 amino acids. NCBI's taxonomy places the organism in Eukaryota, Metazoa, Chordata, Actinopteri, Centrarchiformes, Centrarchidae. Gene Ontology annotation, molecular function: serine-type endopeptidase inhibitor activity. The record is from RefSeq and is a predicted model, not a curated record. The transcript is spliced from 11 exons.
UCUCUAAACCAACAAUCAUAGAUUAGUCAUUGUUGGUUGCAGUUUAGGGGAGCAGACACUCAGAGGUGGCAGAUGGAGUGAACAGUGUUCGGAUGUAGCAGAAACAUUACUGGUAAAAAACUGGUGACUGAAUUUGGAUACAUUUGGAAAUUGAAGAGAUGAAACUACAGGCCAAACUUUGUCUCUUGCUGCAGCUCAUUUUUGAGCUUUCUUCAUGCACACAUGUCCGGGUGAUUCCUGGUUCCACUCUGGAGCUGCCCUGUUUCUCAUUUCAGACUGAGUUCAAUGAAGCGGCCCCCAUCUGGAAAUUCAAUGGUAAUGAUGUAAGUGCUCAGUCGCCUGGCUCAGCUAAAGUUAAAAAGAAUGGCCGGUAUCUCUCUAUAUCCCCGGUAACUGCUGCCAAUGAGGGCGAGUACGUGUGUUUGUUUAUGCAGGAAAAUAUGGAGUUGAUCAGGACAUAUAACAUUACAGUUGAUGCAGUAAUUGGCUAUACCAUUAAGGUCAACUUUGGAACCAACGUUAAACUCCCUUGCCAUUUCCCACCUUCCAGCCAAAUCACGGCCAAUGCACUUUGGUUCAAAGAGACAGAUGUUGGCGAGAGGACACAGCUGAAUCUUGGAGACGAGUCAACAGUGGAUGAUAACAGAGUGGGCCUGAUUUAUCCAUUUGACCAUGAUCAGACCAUCGUACUCAGAAAUACCGUCUUGGAGGAUGCUGGAAUUUACAAUUGUGAAUCUGUUGAUGGGGAGAAGCUGAGCACUGUAUACAUUAUUGUUGAUGCUGCUUCCACCCCUGCUCCACACACGUGCAGCAACUUCACCACAGCAUGGGAGCCCUGCCUGGAAGAGAACAGUCGCACAGCUGAACCCACGAUGCAGGAAUCCAUAACAGACUUUUCCAUAAAGCUGUAUUCUUACCUCAGAGAAUCAAAUCCCUUUAGCAACUUGCUCUUCUCUCCCAUCAGUAUCAGCGGUGCACUAUCCCAUUUGCUGUUAGGUGCAAGGGGGCCCACCCGCAAAGCCAUUGAGACAGCUGUAUGCUUACCUAAUGGCUUCAGCUGUGUUCACUUCCAGAUGAAAAAGCUGAGAGAGAAGUUGGCCAGCUCCUUGCAGAUGGCUUCUCAGAUCUACUACAAUCCACAAAUGAAUCUGAGUGAGUCCUUUACUAAACAGUCCAUUGAGUUCUACGAAGCUGAGCCCACCAGGCUGCUGGAAACCAGCGAAGAAAGCACACAGAUGAUCAAUAGCUGGGUGGCAAACAAGACCAACAAUAAAAUCAAGCACUUAGUUGACUCUGUGUCACCCAGUACACAGAUGAUGCUGCUCAAUGCCGUCUCCUUUAGUGGUCAGUGGAAGGUCAAGUUUGAUCAGAAACCCAAAAAAGGACAUUUCACAAAAUUGGGCGGUGAUAUGGUUACGGUGCCGCUCCUCUAUCACCAGAAAUACAUGGUGGCUAUGACCUACGUGGUUGAGUUAAAGGCACAGGUGGCGAGGUUUGCUCUCACAGGUGACAGCAGUCUUUACGUCCUGCUGCCUCGCUCCAACACAGCGACUGACCUGCAGCAGGUGGAGCAGAUGAUGACGUAUGGAGCUGUGCGUCACAUGAUAGAAAAAAUGAAAACAACAUCUUCUCAGCAUGUAGAGGUCACUCUGCCACAAAUCAAGCUGGACUUUCAGCCAGACAUGAACAUACUUAUCAAGAAAUUUGGAUUGUCGUCACUCUUCGAGGAUGCCAACCUGUGUGGCCUCUUCUCCGAAGAGAAGGUGCUUCUGGACGAUGCCAGACACAGAGCCUUCCUCGCACUGUCCGAGCAAGGAGUAGAGGCCGGAGCCGUCACCUCUAUGUCGUUCUCUCGCUCCUUUCCUUCCUUCACUGCCCUGCGACCUUUUAUCAUGCUGCUGUGGAGUGACCAGGCCAAUGUGCCACUCUUUAUUGGGAGAGUGACAGACCCGUGAGAGAAAGAAGGGGGUAGACAGACAGACACGGAGAGGAGUGGAAAUGUAACAGAGGCAAAUGGGCAGGAAAAUAAACAAAGAUAUCGUAAAUAAAGGCUGUCUGAUAGCAAGUGAAAUCUUUUAAUUAUCUUGCAAUGCUUUUUCUGAAAAUUCAGUUGCUUUUUAAACACAACCUAAAUUCUGCAUCAGUGUUGCUUAGAGUAGGAGCGACCCUCAGAAACAUAUAUACAGACCUGCAUGUGUACUGCUUUCAAAGAUGACAAUGAAUAAACACCACACAUAUGCUGAAUGUCAUGUGUUUUGAAGAACUAA